This is a messenger RNA of Myotis lucifugus (little brown bat), 591 nucleotides long. RefSeq names its product ladybird homeobox 2 (gene LBX2). Gene Ontology annotation, molecular function: DNA binding. The transcript has 2 exons. The record is from RefSeq and is a predicted model, not a curated record. NCBI's taxonomy places the organism in Eukaryota, Metazoa, Chordata, Mammalia, Chiroptera, Vespertilionidae. Bases 1 to 591 code for a protein of 196 amino acids.
AUGAGCUCGGGCCCCGAGCCCCGGACAGCCCGCACACCCUUCAGCAUCGCGGAUAUCCUAGGCCCUGGCAUGGCCCCUCGAGGACCCUCUGCGCCGCAGCUUCCAGAGUCCAGCCCAGGUCCCACGUCGCCGCUGUGCGCGCUGGAGGAGCUGACUAGCAACGCUUUCCGCGGACUAGACGGGCUCGCCCUGCAGCGCUCCGAAGGCCGCGCGGCCCCGGGCGCUCUGGGCCACGGCCCCGCGGGCCGCAGACGGCGCAAGUCCCGCACGGCGUUCACGGCGCAGCAGGUGCUGGAGCUGGAGCGGCGCUUCGGGUUGCAGAGGUACCUGGCGCCCCCGGAGCGGGACGGGCUGGCGGCGAGGCUCGGCCUGGCCAACGCGCAGGUCGUCACGUGGUUCCAGAACCGGCGCGCCAAGCUCAGGCGCGACGUGGAGGAGAUGCGCGCCGAUGUGGCCUCGCUGCGCGCGUUGAACCCCGAAGUCCAGGGCCGCCUCGCGCUGCCAGACAGCGCCCGCGGCCUCGGCCUGGGCCCGGAGCGGCCGGACUCCGGGCCCCGCCUGUCGGACGAGGAGAUACAGGUGGACGAUUGA